CCUGCUCCAUACAGCACCCAUGCAAAACCUAUCGCUCGUAUACAUUUGGCAGUUGGCACUCCUUUCAGCAACACGAGCACACAGGCCUCCUCCCUGCUGCCCUUAUUCCCUUGUCUCUCCUCCGAUCCAUUGCUUCGCUGCUUCCUUCGAUUCCUCUCCUUGAUCGUCCAUACAUACACACCCCAUCGAUCGCCAAGGAAGAGCUAGCUAGCAGGGUGCUGAGAGGGUUUAAUUCCCAACCUCGCUCAUUGCUAGCCACACCACCAGCCGGUUACUUGGUUCUUCGUACGUACCUGGUGGUACUGCAAAUUAUUCCGCAGAGGCACGAGAAAAUUCUGUACCUAGCUAGCUCCCUCGUCGCCUCGCUCCACCGUACCUAGCUGCAUGGGCAGCGGCGGCGAAGGCAGCGACGGCGGCGCCGCGAGCUUUCGGGAGGCUCAUGACUUCAGCAACGUCGCGUCCUUCUCUGAGCUGCCGUUCCUGCGCUCCGCCCCGGCCCGUGAAAGCUCCAACAACUCCGGCAUCCGCAUCUUCGGUAUCGACGUCCCACAUUCACCGCCGGAGAGAAAGGCUAAAGAGGCCACCGCCACCACGCCCGCUACUACCGCCGCCGCUUCCGCCACGCAAAGCAGCAGUGGCGGUACCAGCACCACCGUCGUCACAGCUGCCACCGACAGCAGCCGCAAGUUCGAGUGCCACUACUGCUGCAGAAACUUCCCGACGUCGCAGGCGCUCGGAGGCCACCAGAACGCGCAUAAGCGCGAGCGGCAGCACGCGAAGCGGGUGCAGAUGCAGUCCGCAAUGGCCGCUGCGGCGGCGGCUGCCGGCGGCGCGCACCACCACCACCUCCUCGGCUACCCGCAGCAUCGCUUCGGCGUGGCAGGUCCCACGGUGGCGACAUUGUACCCCUCGUGGACAACAAUGAGGGCUCCUGCAGCAGGCGCCGCUGCGGCCGGUGCCGUCGCCAUCGGCCCGCCGCAGUUCUACAGCGGGAUCGGGUCGAUCACCCAGCCGAUCAACGGGAACCCCCUGACGACUGGGCUCUGGAGGGGGCCGCCUGCUGGGCACGGGAACACGAGCGUACCGCCGGGUGGAGACCGGCGGCCAGUUGCGCUCUCGUCGUCCGUGCUCCGCGGUGACGAUCCGAGGGCCUCAACUUCUCUUUUGGCGUCGCCCUCCUCUUCUUCCUCUUUGCUGCUAUCUCCACAAGGUCAGUUUGUAUGUGAGCAGCCAGCGACCACUGCAGCCGAGGGUGUGAGCUUAGAUUUGCAUCUAUAAUUGUUUCCUUUCUCUGAUGCUUUUAGCGGAUCACCCCAAGAACUGAUUUCCCUACCUUUCCAUUAUCUGCGGUUACUCUUCACUGAAUUCAGAUCGUGCCUUA
This is a messenger RNA of Sorghum bicolor (sorghum), 1381 nucleotides long. RefSeq names its product zinc finger protein 8. The record is from RefSeq and is a predicted model, not a curated record. Gene Ontology annotation, molecular function: DNA-binding transcription factor activity. Bases 385 to 1278 code for a protein of 297 amino acids. Gene Ontology annotation, biological process: trichome morphogenesis; trichome differentiation; response to gibberellin. The transcript has a single exon. Lineage: Eukaryota; Viridiplantae; Streptophyta; Magnoliopsida; Poales; Poaceae.